Molecule: messenger RNA, 717 nt
Organism: Phytomonas sp. Hart1
Lineage: Eukaryota; Euglenozoa; Kinetoplastea; Trypanosomatida; Trypanosomatidae
Source: the annotation of a GenBank genome assembly
AUGUGGCGGGUGCAGUGCCUCCGGCUCCUGCAGGAAAAGGAGAGACGGAGGGGGGAGCGGCAGCCGUCGGAGCCGAGGCAGGCCGAGGCGGAGAAGGAGGAGGGGGGGCUGCCGGGGAAGCCGUCACAGCCUGCGCGGGAUGCCGCGGCGAGGAACGGGGGCUGCGAUGAUACCGCUCCGUCCUCUUAUUUAGGGGGGGGGGCGAAACAGCAGCACUGCAGCCACCACCAGGGUGGGGAGGGCUCCCAGGUGGGGGCUGCUGAGGCCUGCGCCGAUACUCUGAGCAACUCUCAUGGGAAUCCGCCCUCGUCAAAGAUGGGUGCUGCAAUCAAAGUUUCCACCUUGCCGUUACCUGUGGAGUUCAGUGGAUGCCAAUUGUUCAUGACUUUGCCCUGCGGCGAGAAGACCUUGCCAGUACAGCUCGUCGCCAAUCCCGGCCUUGCUGUGAAGGCUGACGAUGAUGCUGAAUCUCAGACCACUUCUGCGGCGCCUGUAGUUCGGAAAGGCAUCUUUGAACACACAAAGGGAGAGGGCCUUCUGAAACAAACCGAAUCAGUGCAAGAUGUGGUAGAGCACUUUGGUGCGAGGGAGACCGAUAAGCGCUUGCAAGCGCGACGGAAGUUAGAGUUUCAUAUCGCUCGACACGAUCAGCUCCUCAACGCCAUUGCGAAGCUUCAACGAACGGCGGCGGAUCAAACUUCUCGGGUUCCCGAUUAA